This is a messenger RNA of Aphidius gifuensis, 1488 nucleotides long. Its product is annotated as lipase 3-like. The record is from RefSeq and is a predicted model, not a curated record. Gene Ontology annotation, molecular function: hydrolase activity, acting on ester bonds. The transcript has 8 exons. Lineage: Eukaryota; Metazoa; Arthropoda; Insecta; Hymenoptera; Braconidae. Gene Ontology annotation, biological process: lipid metabolic process. Bases 1 to 1179 code for a protein of 392 amino acids.
AUGAAUAAUAAAUACUUAGUUUAUAGAAUUUUAAAUCGUGACAAAAUUUUAGAUAGUAUUGAAUCAAUUAAAAGCUGGGGAUAUCCAGCAGAGCAGCACAAUCUUACGACAGAUGAUGGAUAUAAGUUAAAAAUUUUUAGAAUACCAUGGAGUCCGCUCCAGUUGUCGAGAAGAAAUGAACAAAAACCAGUUGUUCUUAUGCUAAAUGGACUUUUGAUAACGUCAGAUAUUUGGUUGAUAAGCCCUGAGCGGAGUUUAGCUAAACAACUUGCUGAUGAAGGCUAUGAUGUUUGGCUUGCAAAUUUUCGUGGUACUAUUUAUGGACGUGAUCAUGUUACAUUGUCACCAAAUGACAAAAAAUUUUGGGAUUUUAGUUUUCAUGAAAUUGGAUACUAUGAUGUUCCACGAACAAUUGAUUAUGUUUUAAAUGAAACCAAUCAAAGUUCAUUGAUAUGUGUUGCUUUGUCAAUGGGAACGACAUUAACAUUCGUUACUUUAUCAGAACACCCAGAAUAUAAUUCCAAGAUUAAACUGCUUAUAGAAUCAGGAGCAAUUGCUGGAUUUUUUAAUAAACAGUUUAAGGAUAUGAGACCGAUUACUCUUUCCUCAAAAUUUAUAAAUUUUAUUGAUUUUACAGGCACUUUUGAAAUAUCAUUUCAAAAUUCAGUCAAUAGUAUAUUGUUCGAAGAAAUAUGUGUCAACCUAAAUAUUGUUCAUUACUGUUUGAUUCCAUUGUAUAUUUUAUGUGGUCAAAAUGAUGGUCAACUUGACGCUAAUAUUUAUAUUAAUCUUUUGAAUCAUUUCCCUGACGGAAUUUCUGCAAAAACAAUUUUGCACUAUGUUCAAUUUGCUAAAUACCGAAAAUUUCAACAGUUUGAUUAUCAAAAUGAAAAAGAAAAUAUAGAACAUUAUGGUACAUCAAAACCUCCACAAUAUAAUUUGGCAAAUAUCAAAUCACCAAUGAUAAUUUUUUAUUGUCUAAAAAAUGAUCCACUUUCAACAUUUGAAGACGUCACUGAAAUAGCUAAAAGAAUUUCGAGCAGAGUUAUUGUUGAACCAGUAUCUGACGAAGAUUUUAAUCACGUUAAUUUUGUUACUGCUCGAGACGUGAAGACAAUUUUUAAUGACAGAGUGAUCCAGUAUCUUGAUCAAUUUGCAAAAGGAAAAAUUAUUUUUUAAAAUAUCUGUUAUCUAUGAAAUAUUCAAAUAUUCAUUAAAAAAAAUCAAAAUAUGUAUUACCAUUCGUUUAACAGUAGUUAAUUCUGGAUCAUUAUUAUUUGGAAUAUGGAAAAUAGGUAUCAUAAAAAAGAUAAAGAAGAUCAUCAUGAUGACAAACACCUGAAAUCGUUUUUCAAUUAUUAAAAAAUCCUUAAUUAAAAAAUAAUUUCAACAAGUAAAUUUUCCACCUGAUAUUAUUGUCGAAAAAAAAAAAAUGUCCAGAGUAAUUAUGUCGAUAAAAAAUAAUAAAAAUAAUCUGAAUAAUAUUUU